ACACUGGUCACAUUGCCAACCAUGCACUACAGACAUGUUUCAUAUUGACAGCUGAUUCCAGAAACUCUUCACUUUGACACAGACCAAUUUAACAUCUCCCAUAAGAAAAAUGGAGGAAAGAAACAUCAGUGGAAGGGAUCUAAGAGUGGAUUCAAACAUAACAUACUGGGGAACAAACAUCACAGCUGUGAAUGAAAGCAACCAUACUGGAAUGUCAUUUUGUGAAGUCGUGUCUUGUACCAUGGUUUUUCUUUCCCUCAUUGUUGCCCUAGUUGGGCUGGUUGGAAAUGCCACAGUGCUGUGGUUCCUGGGCUUCCAGAUGCGCAGGAAUGCAUUCUCUGUUUACAUCCUCAACCUCGCUGGUGCUGACUUUCUCUUCAUUUGCUUUCAAAUUGGAUAUUGUUUUCACAUGAUCUUGGACAUUGAUUCCAUCCCCAUUGAAAUUGAUCUGUUUUACCUUGUUGUGUUAAACUUUCCUUAUUUUUGUGGCCUGAGUAUCCUCAGUGCUAUUAGCAUUGAACGUUGCCUGUCUGUCAUGUGGCCCAUUUGGUAUCACUGCCAACGCCCAAGGCACACAUCAGCUGUCAUAUGUACCCUGCUUUGGGUCUUGUCCCUAGUGUGUAGCCUCCUGGAAGGGAAGGAAUGUGGCUUCCUAUAUUACACUAGUGACCCUGGUUGGUGUAAGACAUUUGAUUUAAUCACUGCUACAUGGUUAAUUGUUUUAUUUGUAGCUCUCUUGGGAUCCAGUCUGGCCUUAGUGAUUACCAUCUUCUGGGGCUUACACAAGAUUCCUGUGACCAGGCUGUAUGUGGCCAUUGUGUUCACAGUGCUUGUUUUCCUGCUCUUUGGUCUGCCCUAUGGGAUCUACUGGUUCCUCUUAGUGUGGAUUGAGAAAUUUUAUUAUGUUUUACCUUGUAGUAUAUAUCCGGUCACAGUAUUUCUCUCCUGUGUUAACAGCUCUGCAAAACCCAUCAUUUAUUGCCUUGUAGGCUCCAUUAGGCAUCAUCGAUUUCAACGGAAGACUCUCAAGCUAUUUCUGCAGAGAGCCAUGCAAGACACUCCUGAGGAGGAAGAAUGUGGAGAGAUGGGUUCCUCAGGAAGAUCUAGAGAAAUAAAAACAAUCUGGAAAGGACUGAGAGCUGCUUUGAUCAGGCAUAAAGAGCUCUGAAGAGAACUAUGUUUUUAUCACUUUGUUGCAUUUUCAUAACGUUGUUUAGUUGAUGACCCAAGGUUAACUCAGUUGGGAAAGUAGUCAAUGUUGUAGAAGUUGAUUGAUAUUGGACUUGUUACAAAUACUGGGUACAACAUUUCUGCAGCUAUCUUGCUCAGGGUUUUACCAACUUCUUUUGAUGUUACUCCUUGCAAGCUCUGUGGGGUCCAGGAAAGCUGUUGACCACAAUUGAUAAAUCCCUUCUUCAGAAGAAAGCUUAAGAAAGUACAGGAAAGGGUUGCAUUUCUUAACUCACUUAACUUGAUAGUGGAUAAAUUCAUGUUAUAUUUUGCAAAAAAAUUAUUCUGUUUCAAGGCAAACUUUUCUUCAGUGUUGAAGGGUUAAAUAGAUACAUUAUAUAAUCCCAGACUUUAUUAAUUUCUGUAUGUUUUAAAGAAUAUGUGGAGCAAUAGUUUUUCUUAUACACAUUUCUUAAUAAAGAAGUAAACAUUCUCAAGAGAAGUGUUAAACAUCCAUGUACAUAGGAAGGUGCAGUGUCCUCUGUGGUUCUAUUCACAGUUUCCUUUUUAGCAUCCCAUAGUUGAGUAUUGUCUUUGAUAUGAUCCUCAUGCUCUCUGACUGUGUAAUCCCUCAUGAAAAGUUUCCAAUGAGGUCCUCUAUAAAGACUCCCUUGAAAUACAACUUAUUUUAAAUUUAUACCAUUUCAAGGAGCCCACAGCAUCUAUUAACUUAGCUAUAUGCACAGUUUAGUAAAAUUUUCUAUAAAAUAAUAUUCCUUUUAUAAAGCUGCAGUAAUAAUUUCAAUUUUUCUACAAUUAAGAGAAUAAAAUAUCAACAAAUUAAAUAAAACUAAUCAGUAGGUUUUCUUAAGUUAAUGUAGCUGCAUGACUCUGUACCUAAUCAAGACACAAAAUACUACACUAUAUCUUUUAAUUUUCAUUUCUUCUCCUGUCAUAAUUUUAUAUCACAGAUAAAUAUGAUAUCCAUACUUCUGUUCUAAACUAAAUAUUAGAGUGAAAAUUAAAAGAUUGUAACAUGAUGCUUGAUACAUGUGGCUAGAUGGUUGUUGUCGUUGAACAUACUAACCUAUACAUCAGGUCAUGUAAACAUUCAUUUUUUAUUCCUUGUGUCAAAAACUUCGUUUUCACAAAAUCUCCUGUGUGCAAUGAACUAUUACUACAAAGAUCUCAUGCUUUAGAUUACUUAUAUAGUUUGAAUGAAAAUGGCUACCAUAGGCUUACCCCUAAUUGUUGGAAUUGUUUGGGCAGGAUUAGGACCUGUGGCCUUGUUUGAGGAGGUAUGACACUCCGGGUUGCAAAUUUGAGGUUGCAAAUCCCCAAUGCUUCCACCCACACCCCAUGUGGAAGUAUAAGUAUUAAAUAUAAGCUCUCAACUACUACUCCAGUGUCAUAGCUGCCUGCUUACUGUCAUACUGUCAUACUUUCAGCUAUGGUGGUUGUGCAGUACAAAUUCCGGGACUGUGAUCUACCAAAUUAAGUGCUUUUUUUUUUUCUUGUAAAUUGCCUUUUUCAUGCCUUUUUAUCACAGCAAUGGAAAUAUAUCUAAAACAGAAGCUGGUAUCAGAGACAGUGCUAUUUAUGUAACAGGCAUGAUCCUAUUGCUUUUAUGGGGAGGGACCAAGAGUAUGGGAUUUUGGAUUAGGGAUGUGAUUGAUGUAGGGCUUAACAGACCAUCCUAGAAGGAAUAUGGAUGAAAGUGAUUCUGAAAGCAUUGUACAUUAUGGAGACCCAGUUCACAUAGUUUUUGCUGGAAAAAAUUUUAGUAACUGAGCUAAAAACUAUUCUUGGAAAUUUGUCACAAAAUAUGGCUGCUUUUUACCCUUCUCCUAAGAAUAUGCUUUAGGCUAAAUUGAAAAGUUCGUAAAUAAUUUUUUUUUUUUUUUGGCAAGGGAUACUAGGUUUACAGUAAAAAUGAGUAAGAAGGGCAAAAGGAAAUAUAAAAUGUACAAUUGAAGAGAAAAGGAGAAGCAGGAUUUUUAAUUUUGGAGCUAAUUCUUGGGUUUAAAGAAGUGAUUAGUUUAAAGAAGGUCCUGAUGGGAAAUGGAAUAAAUGAGAUUCUGCUCUAGGCCAAGACACCACCCAGCUAAGCUUUCAACUUGCACAGGGGAAAUGCAUAAAGAUUUUCCUCAAGCAAAGGAGAAUUUGUUCAGCAAAUUAAAGCUUAUGCCAAUGUAAUUCAAGGAAGUGAAGAUGUAUGAUCUGUGCCUCUGUAUGUGGGAAACAUGUACUUGACAGUUCAACACUGAGCAGACAACAGAAGUUGGUAGCAUCAGUCUUCUGGUUCUGGCCUUUGAGUCAAGAAGGAUGCAGGAGUAAAGGGAUUAUAGAAUCUUCCUCCAAGGUUAAGAAAAGUGAAUGAGGACAGACAUGUAAGCAGGGAGUCCUUGCUUGGAGGCCUGGAAAUGUCUCAAUUGUGACAUUGUGACUUUGUGACAUGACAUUGUGAAGAUGAAGCCUAGAUUUUACUGGAGAUGGAAAGAUAUUGGAGAUGCCAAAAGUAUGGCAUAUCUGACAAGAAGCACUGUAUAGAGAGAGUGAAACAAGUCCAAGAGAGAGAAAUGUAUUGCAGUUGAAAAGGGUACUACAGAGUCAUCUCAGCAUUUUGACACCAAGACAAGAAGCUACAGGAUUUAGAAUUUGCCCUACUGAAUUUUUAUUUUACUUGGCCCAAUAUUUCCUCAUUAUGUCCCCAUUCCUCUCUUUUGAAAUGGAUGGUAAUGUAUAAUCUCUGACUCUGUAUGUUGGAAAAAUGUGCUUUGCUUUUUGUUUUGAGAAGGAGUUACAAUUGAAAGAUUGUCUUGAGUCUCAUAAGAGACUUUGGACUUUUAAACUGUACUGUGACCAGGAAAGACUGCAGACUUUUCAAGUUGGACUUAAUGUAUUUUCUCCUGUGCUAUAGCUACAAAAUUAUGUGGUCUGAGGACUGUAAUGUGGUAGUUUACCCAAAAAUGUUCCCCUAUAGUCUCAUUUUGGAAAUGCUUGGCCCCAGGUUGGUGGAACUGUUUGGGAUAGAUUAAAAUGAGUGCUCUUGUUGGAAUAUAUCUCACUAGGGGUGAUCUUUGAGGUUUCACAAGCCAGUACUAUUCCCAGUUAGAUCUUUAUCUGCCUCAAGCUUGAGGGUCAGAUAUGAGCUUCCAGCAACUGCCCCAUUGCCAUGGCAACCUGCUUGCCUACUGUCAGGCUUCUGGCUAUGAUGGUCAUGGAUUCCACUCCACAGGAAUUGUGAUCCUCCCUAUGAAAUAUAUUUUUAUGAGUAGUCUUUGUCAUCAUGGCAACAGAAAAGUAAUUAUGACUCUUUCUUUUAUUUUAUAUUUUGUUAAUAUUUUUAAAACUAUGUUUUUCUUCUGUCUAAAUAAAGACUUGAUGAG
Mus musculus (house mouse) is the source of this 4559-nucleotide messenger RNA. RefSeq names its product MAS-related GPR, member X2 (gene Mrgprx2). The transcript is spliced from 2 exons. The record is from RefSeq and is marked validated. Gene Ontology annotation, cellular component: plasma membrane; membrane. Gene Ontology annotation, molecular function: G protein-coupled receptor activity; transmembrane signaling receptor activity. Gene Ontology annotation, biological process: G protein-coupled opioid receptor signaling pathway; signal transduction; G protein-coupled receptor signaling pathway. Bases 110 to 1168 code for a protein of 352 amino acids. NCBI's taxonomy places the organism in Eukaryota, Metazoa, Chordata, Mammalia, Rodentia, Muridae.